UACGUAAUUUUGUCUAAAACGAGAUAUAAUAAAGUAUUGGCUGGCUGUCACAUGAUAAAUAUUGAAUAUGUCUAUUCUAAUAAGUUUUAGUGCGCCGUCGUAAUAACGUUAGUAAAUAGUGUACUUACCACUAAACGUAAAAAAUUAUAUUAUAAAGAUGUCUGGAAGCAAAUGCCGGAAUUGUGGGUCUACGGAUAUUGAAACAGAUCCAGCUAGAGGAGAUGCAGUAUGUACAGAAUGUGGUUUUGUGUUGGAAGAUCAACUUAUCGUCAGCGAGACUGCAUUCAAGGAAACACCAUCUGGAAAUAUGAUGGUGCUUGGUCAGUUUGUUGCUAACGAUAGUACUGGUGGAGCUACAGGUUUCGGAGCAGCGUAUCAUGUGAAUGGAAAAGAAUCAAGGGGAAUAACUUUACAAAAUGCAAGAAAAGGAAUUACUCAUUUAUGUAUGCAAUUACGCUUGAACCAGCAUUGCAUUGAUACAUCAAUGAAUUUUUAUAAAAUGGCAUUAAAUCGUCAUUUAACUCGGGGAAGGAAGCAAGCUCAUAAUCAUGCAGCUUGUGUUUAUAUUACAUGUCGUACUGAAGGCACUGCACAUAUGCUUAUUGACAUCAGUGAUGUUCUACAAAUUUGUGUAUACGAAUUGGGACGCACGUAUCUACGGUUUACGCAAGCUCUCUGUAUCAACAUACCAUCGGCAGAUCCAUGUUUGUAUAUCAUGCGAUUUGCAAAUAAAUUAGAGUUUGGCGAUAAAUCUCACGAAGUAUCUAUGACUGCUAUACGUGUUGUACAACGGAUGAAAAGGGAUAGCAUUCACAGCGGACGUAAACCAUCCGGCCUAUGUGGAGCUGCGUUGCUAAUGGCCGCUCGGUUACACGAGUUCAACAGGUCCCCCGCGGAUAUCAUAAAAAUCGUGAAGGUGCAUGAAACCACGUUACGAAAAAGGCUUAUAGAAUUCGGCGAUACACCCUCGAGCGCGUUGACCCUCGAAGAAUUCAUGACGGUCGACUUGGAGGAGGAACAAGAUCCGCCGGCUUUCAAAGCUGCACGGAAAAAGGACAGGGAAAGAUUGCAAAGGUUAGAAAAUAUAGAUACAGAAAUAAAUGAGUUACAAGCUGAGAUUGAUAAGCAAUUGGAGGACCGUAAAGUAGGAAGACCAAGAAAGCGGAAUAACGUCGAUUCUAUAGAAAAAGAAGACACAGAGCGAUUUGUGCAAGAAAGUAAUUUAGAUAUAAUUAAACAUUACGUUGAAGAUGACGUCGACGAUCCUGAUAUCGAAAUUCAUGAUUCUGAGCAUAACGGCAAUAAUCGUUUGAUUACGGGUCUAGGUCCAAAUAUUGCUUCCAUAAUAUCGACAAAUGAUAGAGAAAGUGAAGGAAAGGAUCAAGGGAAUACACCGUUCGAAUCUAAUUCUGGUGAGAUUGACGUUGCUGAUUUGGACGAUGAAGAAUUAGAUACUUACAUCAUGUCGGAAAAGGAAGCACAGUUUAAACAUAAUUUAUGGAAUAAAGUGAACGCAGAAUAUCUAAAUCUACAGAAAGAAAAAGAAGAAAAACGACAGAAAGAGAAAGAAGAGGGUAAACCGGAAAAGAAACGACGGAGAACCACUAAACGUAAUAAAAGUCAGGCACCGGCAAAUACUGCAGGAGAAGCAAUCGAAAAAAUGUUACAAGAAAAGAAAAUCUCGUCUAAAAUCAAUUAUGAAGUAUUGAAAAGCCUAAGUGUUUCUGUAAACGCACCAAGCAAGGAGCAACAAAAAACUGAAAAACAUGUUCAAUCUAAACAAGAUGUGGAUAAUAUUGCAACUUCCAGUAAAACGCCUACUGUCUAUAGUCCCCUGAAAUCAGAAGAUACAUCACCUACAACAUCAACAAGAAGAUCCCGUUCAAUUAAACCACAACUACAAGUAAUGAAGAAAGAAGAAGCACGAAUUUCAAUUGAGGUGAAAGCUGAUAGUACAGUAGAACCUGUGGUGUCAAGAAUAGAUACCUGUGAUAUGGAUGAAACUGAUGACUACAUUGAUGAGGAUGCUGAACCUGAAGUUGAAGUGGAUGCUGAUGUUGAUCCUACAGAAAUGACAGUUGGACAGAUGCUUGGACAGCAUGGAUCUGAAGAAGAAAACGAUUUUGGAUAUGGAUACGAUGAAGAGGAUUAUUAACUAUUUAUAAUUUUAUAAGCUAUUAUUUAUUGUAAUUGUAGCCCUCUUAGGUCUCAGUAAAAAAGACUGCAUUUUACUAUGU
Dufourea novaeangliae is the source of this 2237-nucleotide messenger RNA. RefSeq names its product transcription factor IIIB 90 kDa subunit (gene Brf). The transcript has 15 exons. Gene Ontology annotation, molecular function: RNA polymerase III general transcription initiation factor activity; RNA polymerase III type 3 promoter sequence-specific DNA binding; TBP-class protein binding. NCBI's taxonomy places the organism in Eukaryota, Metazoa, Arthropoda, Insecta, Hymenoptera, Halictidae. Gene Ontology annotation, biological process: DNA-templated transcription initiation; transcription preinitiation complex assembly; transcription by RNA polymerase III. The record is from RefSeq and is a predicted model, not a curated record. Gene Ontology annotation, cellular component: transcription factor TFIIIB complex; transcription preinitiation complex; nucleus. The coding region runs from base 158 to 2155 and encodes 665 amino acids.